Messenger RNA from Prorocentrum cordatum, 492 nucleotides. NCBI's taxonomy places the organism in Eukaryota, Dinophyceae, Prorocentrales, Prorocentraceae. The record is from the annotation of a GenBank genome assembly.
AUGCAGAGAAACACCAUCCGCGACUCCAAGCCGCUCGGGGCGCGGCUGGACGAGGCUCGCGCGGCAUCGGCCCGAGCGCAGGCUCGACGUGCCGAGGCCGCCAAGGCCCUCGAGCUUGCCCAGGCCGCCAUCGUGGCCUCGGAGAUGGAGAUCGCCAGCUUCACGGCCAACGUCGAGGAGCUGGAGAAGUCGACCAAGUCCGCGGGCGACGUGGCCGCAGACGUCGCCAUGGACAGCCCCUCCGGCCCCAAGGACGUGCCUGCCUCCAUCGGCACCCAGCUCCAGUCGCGGGUUGCCACCCUGCAGACCGACUCCCACGUGAACCCACUCCACACCGAGGCUGCCGGCAAGCGGGACGACGUCUCCGACGAGGAGUUCAUCGAGGUCCCCUGGCUUCGCCACAGCACCAAGAAGCCGCCCCUCAAGCAGUCCACGCUCUUCGGCCAUGGUUUCACGGCCGUCCGCAAGAGCGUGGCCAAGCCAAAAAACUAA